GCCGGAUCUUAUCUCCAUCAAGACCCCUGCGUCGGGUACCGAUAAAGGUCCAUCUGGCAGAAAUUUGCUGCGGGCGGCAUGAACAGGCUCAGGAAAGAGCACGAAACACAUCCAAUAAGACACACAGGAAUACCACCCAGGGUUCCAAUUCCAGCCCUCUCGACGAACUUGGGUCUCGGAAACACGUUGCUUGGCCCCGUCUAGGUUUUAACCGUUGCUGUAGAAUCCCGCAGCCCCGUUUCUGACCACCCGUCCCCUCCCGCUGGGCCAAUUCCCGACAAGCCUCGUUCGCUGUGUUGUCCUGUCUCUCCCUCCAGUCGUCACCAUGUCCGCCCAUGUCCCAGCCUGGAAGCGAUUGGGCCUCAAGCUCAAGGGACCUUCAUCGGGCGAGGCUAUCCCCAGCUCGGCCGGCCCCAAUUCACGGGUAAAGCCCUCUGCGCAAACCCCCAACGCCCACCAAACCCGCGCAAACGGCAGUCCCGCGAGUGCGCUCAAAAGAAAGCUGCCAACCUCUGCGUCCACGUCAAACGCCGUCAAUGCGCAGACGCCGAAUAAGAAGCCGCGAAGAGAGAACCAAUCAGCAGCGGAGCCAGAAACACCGUCAUCAUUGAGGAAGUCCGUGUCGUUUGCCGACGACACCAAGGACAGCGCCAAGGAAAAGGCCGGACCGAAAAAGGCGAAGAGCAAGAAGGCGAAGAAGGCCAGCAACGCCACCAAAUCCGAUUUCAGCCUCGAGCCGUCUCUGAGUUACAUCCGCCAGUGGCACACGGCGAGGGAUUCGUGGAAGUUCAACAAGAACCACCAGACCCUGCUGAUCAAGUACCUCUUCGACGAAGACAAGGUGCCGUCAGCCGACAUCCCCAUCUUCUACCAGUACAUCCGCGAUCUGAAGGGCUUUGUACGGACAAGGCUACGGGAAACAGCGGCCGAGACCAAAAAGAAAGACAUGGAGGCCGGCGCCGGCGCAUUCCCGGCCACCCUCAAGGACAAGGAGACCAAACAAAAGGAGUACGAAGAGACAAUAUCCCGAUUCCUACAAGACCUACAACAGCACCAGCAACGCCGCCAGUCGAACAGCGACUCCAAGAACUCCAAUGGCAAACGCACCCUCGACGAGGUCGAAUACGUCCUGCGGGUCGCCACGCCCGAGAUCAAGCAGCGACUAUUGAAGCGGAUCCGAGCGGAGCUGGUGGUGGACGAGCUAUCGGACAGCGAGGAAAGCACCACCUCGGAAGCUACUGGGGCGACACCAACGGGCACAUCCUCGUCGUCGGCUUCGUCGGGGCGGGGCGCCGCCGUCGCGGACGCGGCCACCACCGGACGCAGCGACGGGUCUCAGCAGCCCGCGAAACGGCGCAGGUUACGCAACGUGCGCACGGCGAUUGACGACAAUGACAGCAGCUCGUCCGAGUCCGAGUCUGGGGAGAGCGGGUCCGAGGAGAGCAGCAGCGAGAGCGAGUCCGAGGACGAGGAGAUGGACAUGGGGGUCGGUGUGGCUGCGGCCGAGUCGUCGAGCUCAAGCAGCAGUUCUUCCGGGUCAGAGGCGGAAUCAGAAGCGGACUCGGAGUCUGAAGGGGAGAGCGAUUCGGGGAGUAGUGGUAGCGAUGAGGAUUGAGCACGGGUGUAAGGAUUUGUAUUGGGACGGGA
Messenger RNA from Chaetomium fimeti, 1647 nucleotides. RefSeq lists its product as uncharacterized. The transcript has a single exon. The record is from RefSeq and is a predicted model, not a curated record. The coding region runs from base 326 to 1615 and encodes 429 amino acids. Lineage: Eukaryota; Fungi; Ascomycota; Sordariomycetes; Sordariales; Chaetomiaceae.